AAUCUCAUGUUAUUUCUUAUGUCUUUCAUCGCUGUUAUUAGGACACAGUCAACAACGGUCAACUCAGCAGAACCACGUGUCAUUAAUAAAGAAAAAAAAAAAUCAGCAUUAAUUUGAUUGCUGUUACAUUUGUAUUUCUACAAGAUGAACACGCGUAGGAGCUUACCUAACAUUUUAAUAUGUGGCCCACCUGGCGUAGGCAAGAGCACAUUGGCGAAUUUGUUGGAGGAAGAUACUGAAUUAAACUGGAUCGACGUCAAUAAAGUAGCUAUUGAUACUGGAUGUAUAAGCGAGUAUGACGAAGAGUUACAAUGCAGCAUAUUGGACGGAAACACGUUAGUGAAACUUAUGGAGGAUUUGAUUAGAGAAGGAGGACAAAUCGUGGACUAUCACAGUGCCAACUUGUUUCCUCUAAGUUGGUUUGACGCUGUGGUUAUACUUAAAGCAAACAAUGCUACUUUAGACAACCGUCUACAUAAAAGACGGAAGAUAGAAAGAAAAGCCAAGAACAAACCGGACAACAAUGUAGGAGCUGAAAAUUUUGUAAUUGUUAUCCCAGAAAUAGAAGACUUAUUUGACCCAGAUAUAGUGCUUGAACUAACAAACAAUGUUCCAGAAGACAUGCCAAUUAAUAUAGAUAAAAUACUUGAAUGGAUGAAGGAAUGGAAAGAAGAUAAUAUGCAAAAAUAA
Trachymyrmex cornetzi is the source of this 690-nucleotide messenger RNA. RefSeq names its product adenylate kinase isoenzyme 6. The transcript has 3 exons. Gene Ontology annotation, molecular function: ATP hydrolysis activity; ATP binding; AMP kinase activity. Bases 145 to 690 code for a protein of 181 amino acids. The record is from RefSeq and is a predicted model, not a curated record. NCBI's taxonomy places the organism in Eukaryota, Metazoa, Arthropoda, Insecta, Hymenoptera, Formicidae. Gene Ontology annotation, cellular component: cytoplasm; nucleus.